Penicillium roqueforti is the source of this 1422-nucleotide messenger RNA. Its product is annotated as COP9 signalosome complex subunit 1. Gene Ontology annotation, cellular component: COP9 signalosome. Lineage: Eukaryota; Fungi; Ascomycota; Eurotiomycetes; Eurotiales; Aspergillaceae. The record is from RefSeq and is a predicted model, not a curated record. Bases 1 to 1422 code for a protein of 473 amino acids. The transcript is spliced from 4 exons.
AUGGACACCACGCUUCCAGACGCAUCUGGUCCGUCUCGGGCAGAUAUGGAUGCCACAGCUCUGGAGGCUACGACUAUCACUGUACCCCGACCAAAGGCACUAGUGAAGGUAGAAGAGCCCCCGAAAUUCGACCUUGAUACUUACAUUGCAAACUACGCUGGGCGUACCCGCUAUGACCGUCUUUACCUCAUCGGCAUUUGCUCCCCAUUGCUCUCGAUCGACGCCCUCAAGGGUGCCAUCGACGAAGCUAAAAUCAACAAAGACGUUUCGAGAUAUGAGAAGGCGGUCCGCGCACUGGCGGAGGUAGCUCCGAGCGACCCUGAUGCUUCUCUUGACGCCGCCUGGGUCCAGGAAACCAAUCGAUACGUACAGACUCAGACUGAGCGUCUGGAACAUGAGCUACGGGGAUACAAAAAUAAUUUGAUUAAAGAAAGCAUCCGCAUGGGCCAUGAGGAUUUGGGCAACCAUCAUUACAAGACUGGUGAUCUAGCUGCUGCCUCCAAAGCUUACUCUCGCAUGAGAGACUACUGCACUACUCCGAACCACAUUACUUCUAUGCUCUUCAAGAUGGUAAACGUCGCUACUGAACGCGGUGACUGGAUGUCUGUACAGUCAAAUGUGCACCGGCUACGCAACUCUCAGUCAAAGCCAGAUGACGCAGCCAAAAACAUUUCGAAAAUCACAGCCGCCUCUGCUCUGUCACAGAUGCACCAAACCUUGUACCUCGAUGCAGCAAACUCUUUCCUGUCCAUCCCGCCGGACCUGGGCGACACCUACAAUGAAGUCAUCACCCCCAACGAUGUCGCCGUCUACGGUGGUCUAUGUGCUCUCGCCUCUAUGAACCGCGACGAUCUGCAGAAAAAUGUGCUUGACAACCAGACUUUCCGCACCUUCCUCGAGCUCGAGCCUCAUAUCCGCCGCGCCAUCGUUUUCUUCUGCAACUUCAAGUUCCGCCAAUGCCUUGACAUUCUCGAAGCUUAUCGCCCUGACUACUUACUCGACAUUCACCUUCAGCGUCACAUCCCUCAAUUGUACAAACGCAUUCGCACCAAAUCCAUCGAGCAGUACAUGAUUCCUUUUAGUCGUGUCACACUCGAUUCCAUGGCGAAGAUCUUUGCCCCUACGGUCGUUGGCGGCGAAGCGCGUCCGACGGAUAUUUCGUCGCCGUUUGUCCAAGAACUAAUCGGCCUCAUUCAAGGUGGCAUUCUGAACGCUCGCAUCGACCUUGAGAAGGGGUUGUUGGUGUCGAACCAGAUCGAUCUACGGGCAGAGGUGCAGCGUAACACUCUGGAGAGCCUACGCGAAUUCAACCAGGAGGCCCAUUGGCGGAUUCUGCAUGCCGCUUUUAUUCGAGCAGGACUAGAGGUCAAACCUGACGAAGCAGAUGGAUCUGAACAAGGACAUGGAGGACGGUUUCCGUAA